AUGGCCACGGUUCCGUUGUGCGUGGUGGCUGCUCUCUUGCUGGUUCUGGGUCUUGGCACGGUGUGUUUGUCCGGCUCGUGCGACUCGACCACCAUAGCUGGCGGCAUUGCCCUCACGACAGCCGAUGGCGAGGUGGUCGACGUUGCGCCGGGCGUCUAUGAUCAAGAGGUCCCGACCCAACUCAACCACACCAUCACGCUCCGGCUUGGGUCCACCGAUGCGGACACGGUGACGGUGGUGCAUUCGGGCGAGUGGCUGACCGUCGCCAACUCCUCAACGCUCGUCCUGGAGCUGGGCAAGCUUGUGCUCCAAGGUGCGAGGCUUGUGGUGGACGCGGAUGGGCAACUCAACCAGUCCUCGGACGUGGUCUUCGACAGCGUGCAAGGCCCAAGCGAUGCUGUCUGGGUGCAGAGCGGUAAUGUGCUGAUCAGCAACACCGCGGUGACAGAGGCACUGGUGGACUUGGCGGGCGGCGUUUGGCAGCAAUACGGCAACACGACGCUCGUUGCGACGCAUGGGGUCUCGGGAGUCAGGUUCGGUCCCGGCUCUUUCUCGAGCCGGUGGUUUCAGCGUGGGAUUAACAACAUCAGCGUGACGUCAUCGUCGCCGAAUCAGAUUGCAGCUGUGGAUAUGUCGGCCGGCGGCAUGUGGCUCCACAUGCAGGACGGACCUCGCAUCCCGCACUCCCACCUCACCGUGUCUGGCAGCGCGAGCAGCGGAGUGAACUUGGGCGCUGACAGCUCAUGGGGCCAGUACGGCCUACUGACCGUUCAGGCCAGCGAUCAGAGCACGGGGGCGACGGCCAAGUUGUCGCAACAGAGGAAUUUCAACAUUACGGCGGGCAGCGGCGCUACUGGAAUCGAGUUCGCAAAUGGCGGAUCUUGGAGGCAGUUCGCCACGACCACGGUCAAGACCACAUCGGCCACGGCGAUAGGCACCACUUCCCUGCGUUAUGUGGGCUCCCCCACGCUGGUCAAGAUCUUCUCCGCCCAGAGCACAGGCCGAGAGAACGACUGCGCGAUAUCGUCGUCUCCGUCGCCCGUUGCAUCGGUGGCGCCCCUGACCGCCAACACGACGGCCUCGUUCGAUGACAGCUCAUCGGCGGUCGCCAUCUCCAGCUCCUCCGACGCCACCAACGCCUCUUCUGUGGUGGGCGUGCAGCUGAGCCUGAGCGGCCUCCAGCUGGGCUUCACCGACCUACACGGGCUGAACGUGACCCGCACCGUCACCAACACGACCGACCCCAGCAAUGGCAACGCCACGACGUCGACCUUUGCCUACACGGCCCACAUCGACGCCGAGACGAGCCUCGUGCAGUCGUACACCUACUACGCGAGCGACCGCGCGGUGUCGUUCGCCGGCGUGGACUUCACCGUGCGCGGGGGCAGCGUCAAGUGGUCGUUCAGCCUCACCACCGCCUCGUCGCCCAGCGCAACCGCGAGCGUGGCCGACGCCCAGAAGAACGGCUUCUCGCUCCGCUACCGCCUCUCCGACCUCGCCUCGGCGUCGUCGUCGUCGUCAUCAUCGUUGUCGGGUCCGAGCCGCAUCACCCGGCGGCGCAACACGCCGCACGCGGGCAUGACCACCUUCUUCGUCACUCUCUCGGACGACGGCGUGGUGGCCCAGCUGGAGGUGCUCAACGCGGCGGUCAUCGACGGCGACGUGACGACGCUCGGCCGCAUCGAGCUCGUGUUCGACAAUCUCACCGCCACCAACAAUCAGUCGGGCUACUUCCUGGAGCUGGGCUUCCCGCCGUUCGAAAAGUCGGUGGUGUAUGAUCCGAGCCUGGGCCUGGGCGUGCUGCUGGGCGGGUCGUCGGACGGGUCGUCGUCGUCGACCGACGUGGGCCUGAUCGUGGGCGUGGCGGUGGCCAUCCCGGUGGCCGUCGUCGUGGUGCUGGCCGCCGUCGUCGCCGGCGUCGUGUUGGCCUGGCGACGCCGGAGCCGGUGGGCCGGCGCGGCCAACAGCAAUGCCGUCGACUGGGACCUGGACGAAAGUGAGCGCGGAGACCGCGACCAGCUCUGA
Molecule: messenger RNA, 2025 nt
Organism: Acanthamoeba castellanii str. Neff
Lineage: Eukaryota; Discosea; Longamoebia; Acanthamoebidae
Exons: 14
Coding region: 1-2025 (674 amino acids)
Source: RefSeq, a predicted model, not a curated record